CGACAAUUUGACAAUGACAAUCAAAACAAAAUUGUGAGGCCGUCCUCAUUUUAGUAAUGUUUAUUUUUAUAAUUAAAUAUAAAUGAACAUGGCAUUAUGACCAAGAACUUUAAACAUGUAUAAACGGGUACAUUACUUUGGUACAGUAUUGUUUAUGUGUUCACUUAUUUAUUUAGUUAGAGUUGUGUUUACGGAGAUCUUCGACGAUGAGACGGCGUUGGUCGAUGAAUGGCUUGACCAGAACGAUCUCAGUGAAUAUAAGAAGCUUUUUAGAGAAUAUGGAAUAUCCACAUUAUCCGGAUGCGGUUCCCCGGACACGCUGGACCGGCUGCCGGAGCUGCCGGCGGCGGAGGAGAAGCGCCUGCGCCGAGCUGCACAGGUGCUGCAGCAGCGGCUCGUGCUGCGACAGUGGCUGGCUACACAUAGGCUGCAGCAUUGUUAUACCAAACUCCUCAGUCUCGAUGUAUCCUCUCUGGAGGACGUGUACUGGCUGGAGGACAGCACAGCGCACCACGUGCUGGACCCCAAAGACUUCGGCGCGUGGUCCGCAGCCCGCCAGAGUCUACCCACUGGUAAGGAGGCGCUGCAGACCCUGAAAGCUGACCUCUGGAACGUUGUGGUCAAGAAUAGUAAGCACCAGGACGCUUGGACUUGGGGGGGCAUGCUGGUGGUGUCGGUGUCGGUGUGUGGCCUGGUCACCCUGGCGGCCAUGACACAGCCCUCCCUCGCGCCCGAGGCGAAGCACUCCCUGCUGCAGUACGUCACCGGGAAGUACCUGCAUCCACCUAGUUGUAAGGUGGAAUGGGGCUGGACGGAGCCUCAAGCUGUAGGCGAGACAAUGUGCUUCACAGUCCACUGCUUCCAGCGGAAUGGACACCCGUAUCCCAUCUGUGACACAGAUGAGCUGACUGUGACUAUCAGUCAUGGCACAAGGAAGCAGGUGACGGCGGUCAUAGAUCUGGGGUCAGGUGACCCGGCGCAGGCUAACACUGCCCGGGUCAAGUUCACCGUCCGAACUGCUGGCGUCUACAUCAUUUCUAUUAUGAUUGGUGAGAUGUCGAAUGUCUUUAGUCUGGUAUCCAUUAGCGGUAGCCCUUAUCGCAAGUGGUUUACGGCGGGCAGAGUGGAGGCGCGGCGCUCGCGCGUGGGGCGGGCGCUGCACGCGCUGGUGUGCGCGGCCGGCCACGCGCGCGCGCUGCACGUGCAUCCGCGCGACCAGUACGACAACCCCGCGCCGCUGCCUGACACUGAACCACCUAAGGGCUUCACCAUUAAACUCAACCCCCUCGGAGGGGAAGUAGACGAGGAGCUGUCCUCUUCGGCAACCUUCACAUACGACGCGGUGAACCAGCGCGUGAGUGUGGCGCUGUGCUUCCCUCGCGCCGGCGUCUACCGCGCUAAGCUCAUGUAUGAAGGCGUCAUGCUGCUGAACGGGGAGUUUGACUGUAUUGUGCUUACUGCGAGCGACACGGCGACGGUGCAGCGCAACAUGUCGUCGAAGCGACACAACAUCUGCUACGAGGCGCGGCUGGUGUCGGGCAAACCGCGUCGGGUACUGUGCUGCAUCAGCCCCAAGCAGCUCACCAUCAAGGACUAUAUACUCAAGUUUAUACCUAAGAGGAUUACCAGCUUCAGAUUAUGCCCUUCAACUAAGUUGAUCCUAAAGCCGACGCCAGAAGGUUCAGGUCCUGGUGGCGAGUUCACUCUAGAAGAUGGAGUACAGCCACAGUUGGAGUUAGUGUCUCCCGAGCGGGACCUCAUUGCCGCCACUUUCACACAGCUACUACUCGCUAACUGCGGUGGAGAAGACACCUUUAAGAACAAGCAAGACUUCUUCUACAGCGAGAUCCGCAAGGCUCACUCCCGGCACCCGCACGACAAGCUCGCUAUCCGCGUCCUCCGCGCGGAACUGCUCCGCACCAGCCUCAAGGCCACCCGCCACUUCACCGUGCAGGACUGGUGCAAGAACUUCGAUGUCACCUUCCAGGGGGAACAGGGUGUGGACUGGGGCGGAGUGCGUCGCGAGUGGUUCUCCCUGCUGUGCGGUCAGCUGUUCGACUCCAAGUUCGGGCUGUUCGUGUCCUUCCACGACUCGCCCACCGGCCUCGUGCAUCCCAACCCUGACAGACCAGCGCAUCUCAAGUUGAAGCACUUCGAGUUCGCGGGCAAGCUGGUGGGCAAGUGCCUGUACGAGUCGGCGCUGGGCGGCUCCUACCGCCAGCUCGUCCGCGCCAGGCUGACCAGGUCCUUCCUCGCGCAGAUCAUCGGCCUCCGGGUGCACUAUAAGUACUUCGAGCAAGACGACCCUGAGCUGUACCUGUCGAAGAUCAAGUACGUGCUGGAGACAGACCUGGACAGCGGCGACUCCGUGCCCGAGCUGUACUUCGCGGACGACGUGUACGACUCCUCGGGCAGGCUGCUCGAGACGCAUGACCUGGUGCCCAACGGAUCCACUAUACGGGUCCGCAACAGCAGCAAGAUCUCGUACCUGGACGCGCUGGCGCAGUGGCGGCUGGCGGCGCGGGUGCGGGCCGAGACCGACGCCUUCCUGCGCGGCCUCACGCUGCUCGUGCCCGACAACCUGCUCGCCAUCUUCGACGAGAACGAGCUGGAGUUGCUGGUGUGCGGCACGGGCGAGGUGUCGGUGGCGGACUGGCGCGCGCACGCGCUGGUGUCGGGCGCGGGGCGCGACUGGGAGCGCGUGCUGGGCUGGCUGUGGGCCGCGCUCGCCAACUUCAGCACCGAGGAGCGCGCCCGCCUGCUGCAGUUCACCACCGGCUGCUCGCAGCUGCCGCCGGGGGGCUUCCAGGAACUAAACCCCCGCUUCCAAAUUACUGCAGCGCCAAACUUCGGCGCCCUCCCCACCGCACACACGUGCUUCAACCAGCUGUGCCUGCCCGACUACGACAGCUACGAGCAGCUCGUGCACGCGCUGCUGUGGGCCAUCAACGAGGGCGGGGAGGGCUUCGGCAUGAUAUAAGGAGGGGAGUAGGGGGGGGGGAGGGUUGCUCGAUUUGGAAAAAAAAAUUGAACAGCCUAUGUUUUGGUUAAGUUUGUAAUUGAAGCUUGAAGAGUAAAAAAAACAUCCUCCUUUUUGGGAGUCGGGUAAAAGACAAAGAUGUCAAAAACAGACUUUGAUCAAAAUUGGAUCAAUUUUUGAAAAUAUGUGCGUGAUUAUCGUUUGAAGGCUUGAGACAUUUACCUAUUUUUUGCGUGGGUUCAAAAAAAUGCGAAAAGACAUGAUGAUAUUCAUCAUGAUGGGACCAACCCUGAAAAUGUAAAAAAGCAGUUUCCCGUUGAUCCCUUUUCCAAAAUCAAAAGAACUAAACUACAUAUUUACCAAAUCGAGCAAGUUUCUCCACGUUGAAUAAUUUACAAUUAUUCUAUCUCACAUUGGCGCCUCAAUCUACGUAAUAUAAUUUGCGUUACUGUAAAACUAAGUAUUUGUAAACGAGAACAGAAACACUGUUCUCUUAAAUUAUUUAGCGCCUAAAAACCCACUGGUGGGCAAAUUACUUUAUUUAUAAUCGCGGGAUCGAAAAUGUGCAAUUUGGAAGUAACUAACGUAAGCGAGCGGAUCAGGCUCUAACUAGUCAUAACUCUACGUCAGAUUAUUGUAAAAACGUAUUUAUGUUUCGCGUAAUGGCCCAGGAUGGCCUAAGAUGACCCAUGGUAGCUUAAGCUGGCCCAUGUUGGCUCAAGGUAGCUCUUCGAGGCCUACGGUGGCCCAUGGUGACCCAUGUUGUCUCAAGGUGGCCAAUGUUGUCCCAUUGUGGCUUAUAUUGGUCCAUGAUGGCCCAUAGUAGUCCAUACUAAUCCAUAAUGGCCUAUGGUGGACCAUGUCGGCCCAUGUCGGUCCAUGGUGGCCGCACGUCCAUUAUAUAAGGGGAAUAAAUCGGAUACUUGUGAAAGUAAUAAUUAAAUAUUGUACAUAACACGUGGGUCUGAGCGCUUAAACUUUAAUGGAAUCCUGCCAAAGACGAAAUCCAUCUUCAUGGAAUUGAUAAACGUAUGACAAUAACGAUAAUGUUAACAUCUAUGCUUAUUGUCUAUGGUAAUAUUAAGCGAGUUAACAACUCGACAGUGUUAACUUAAUGACUCGAUCGUAAUUGAUAAAAAAUAAAUUAAAAUUUUAACAUUAUAACACUAUUGGCAAAAGAUAUAAAAAUUACACUAAACUUGAAUUUAAAGCAGUCACAUCGCUUUUGUAAGAUUUACAUUAAACAAUGUAUUAAAAUGACAGAGAUUCAAAUCGUAUUGUUAGCAUUUUGCUUAGUCACUUAUUGAUAAGCACUGUCACGCCAAACUGCUUAAAAACACGUUAUAUUUUAUUAAAUAACUUAAAUUAUUGCGUCUUAAGCAACAUCAGUGAUUUUCGAAUAACCCGCAAAAGCUUAUUGCGAGUUUUAUUUUUCUUUAUUUGUCACGUUUAGUUAUUAUAUUGUGUGUGAGGCAUUUAUUUAGGUAUCUUCUUUUUCCGUUCUAUUCGAGGCUACCUUA
Molecule: messenger RNA, 4500 nt
Organism: Helicoverpa zea (corn earworm)
Lineage: Eukaryota; Metazoa; Arthropoda; Insecta; Lepidoptera; Noctuidae
Product: apoptosis-resistant E3 ubiquitin protein ligase 1
Exons: 17
Coding region: 116-2980 (954 amino acids)
Biological process (GO): positive regulation of protein catabolic process; negative regulation of apoptotic process; protein polyubiquitination
Molecular function (GO): ubiquitin-protein transferase activity; protein binding
Source: RefSeq, a predicted model, not a curated record